UAAAAUAGAUCGCCGCCGGCCACGCGAGACAGGGCGUGCCUUCCCGGCCGGACAGAAUAAUCCCAAAUGGUUUGGCGAAGCCCUAGUUGACGCCCGAUUAUUUCUUGAUGGGAUCGUAAAGAAGGCGGGCAAAAGAAAAUCCCUUUCUCACUCGGGCUCAGUUAUGGUGGCCGAUCAAAAAGGAGUACUGGGAAUUGCAGUUCCAGGAGUGGAGAAACACCAAUAUCAGGCAUCGGCAAAACCAACCGGUCUUAAUUAUUAUGGCCUCUGCACCUUCGCCGGAAUAUUCAGUGCCGGCACUACCCAUCUAGCUAUCACGCCUCUCGAUGUCAUCAAAGUCAACAUGCAGCUGAAUCCUAUCAAAUACCACACGAUCUCCACUUGCUUCGCCACUCUACUGAAGGAGCAAGGGCCAUCCACGUUUUGGCGAGGCUGGGCAAGCAAGUUCUUCGGCUACGGCCUCCAAGGUGGCUGCAGAUUCGGGUUAUACGAAUACUUCAAAACCCUCUACUCAAAUGUCAUCCCUCCCGACUACCAGCGCAACCGUAGCGUCAUAUUCUUCACCAGCAGCGCCACGGCCGAAGUCUUCGCCAACCUCUGCCUCUGCCCUUUCGAAGCCAUCAAGGUUAAAGUUCAAGCACAGCCACAUUUCGCCAAGGGACUGCUCGACGGCUUCCCAAAGCUAUAUGCAUCCGACGGCCUCCUUGGGUACACUACUACUCUCAAGUCACCAUUCCUCUCCACAAUCCGCACUCUUCCUUUUCUAACUUGUGCGUUUUCUUAUUAUUAUGGUCACAGUUUCUACAGAGGUCUUGUCCCACUCAUGGGUCGAAACAUUCCAUUCUCGAUGGUGAUGUUCUCGACGUUUGAGCACACGGUGGAUUUCCUAUACCGCAAAGUGGUGAAAGCGAGGAAGGAGGAAUGCACGAAAUGGCGCCAGCUAGGGAUCACAUGUGUGGCUGGAUAUGCAGCUGGCUCUGUCGGCAGCGUAAUAACUAACCCCGCCGACAACCUUGUUACUCAUCUUUACAACAGGAAGGGGGAUGGGCUUAUCACGGCUGUGAAAAAGAUUGGUUGUCUCAACUUGUUUACGAGGAGCCUUCCCAUCAGGGUAAUCCUCGUUGGACCUGCCGUGACCCUGCAGUGGCUGCUCUUUGACAGCGUUAAAGUUUUCAGUGGCUUGCCAAGCAGCGGAGAAGUCAGGACUGACGUUGGAUAG
This is a messenger RNA of Linum tenue, 1219 nucleotides long. Lineage: Eukaryota; Viridiplantae; Streptophyta; Magnoliopsida; Malpighiales; Linaceae. The record is from the annotation of a GenBank genome assembly.